Molecule: messenger RNA, 3066 nt
Organism: Brienomyrus brachyistius
Lineage: Eukaryota; Metazoa; Chordata; Actinopteri; Osteoglossiformes; Mormyridae
Gene: bcl6aa
Product: BCL6A transcription repressor a
Exons: 10
Coding region: 92-2077 (661 amino acids)
Biological process (GO): regulation of transcription by RNA polymerase II
Cellular component (GO): nucleus
Molecular function (GO): RNA polymerase II cis-regulatory region sequence-specific DNA binding; DNA-binding transcription factor activity, RNA polymerase II-specific; protein binding
Source: RefSeq, a predicted model, not a curated record
ACCCUGGCCUCUGCGAAUAGUACAGUCCCACGCUCAAAUUCCGAGAAUUGUGCUGUCUUGAUUCUUAGAAUCGGGGUUCUUAGAAGUGGUGAUGCAGGAAGUUUCUAGGAAAGCCCGACCAGGUUUUAACAUGAUGGCAUGUGCGGCCACCAGCUGCGUUCAGUUCACACGCCACGCUAGUGAUGUGCUGCUCAACCUGAACCGGCUACGCAGUCGAGAUAUCUUGACAGAUGUCACUAUUCUGGUAAACCGACAGAAGUUUCGCGCUCACAAAACAGUUCUUAUGGCUUGCAGUGGGCUUUUUUACACCAUAUUUACAGACUCCCUUAAAUGCAACCCGAAUGCCAUUAGCCUAGACCCGAAAAUGGAUCCUGAAGGCUUUGGCAUUCUGCUGGAAUUCAUGUACACAUCUCGACUAACUUUGAAGGAGAGUCUCAUAAUGGCCAUCAUGAAUACAGCCAUCUAUCUGCAGAUGGAUCAUGUUGUUGACACAUGUAACAGAUUUAUCAAAUCCAGUGAUUCUUCAACCAAGCUCACCAGGGAAGAGUUAUUGGUUAGCCCUCUGCUAUUAACUCAGGACACCCUAGCUUACAAGUUUCAUGAAAUGGAGAAUUUACCUCCACAAGCAGCCUCUGUCAGGAAUGAUGUUUCCGCUAAAGGAAGUGCCAUCUACCAAAAGCUCAGUUUCAUACCCGACGAGACUGUACCGACAGAGAACACAAGGUCUAGCCCCAGGACUUCCAACAACAUUUGCUGUAUGUCCCCCUUCCCUCUUAGAGAAAUGGAUGGAGAAGAGGGACUAGGGAAGGAGAACCUGGGGGAUGUUCAUCCAUCUGUAGGACCAGGCUUCAACAAAUGGGACAUGUUAAGCGUAGCCUCAGAGCAGCAGGAGGAGAGUAAACGGCAUACUCCUUUGGUGGUUGAAGACCUGCCCCAGCAGCAUUGUUUAUUGAGCAUCUCCUCCAGUGGCUGCAAGGGGCUUCUCAGCAGCCCACAGAGUCCUCUCAAAUCUGAUUGCCAACCCAACUCUCCCACGGAGUCGAGCAGUAGCAAGAAUGCUGCUCUUUCCCAGGCCACUUGCUCCCUAUCAUCCCCAGGCACACAGGAUCCCAAGGCCCGAAACUGGAAGAAGUACAAAUUCAUUGUGCUCAAUUCUGCAAGCCAGACAACUAAAGAAAAUGGAGGUUCUCAAGGUACUCGGUCCCCGGCGAGCAUUGGCUAUCCCACUUACCUCCAGUCCAAUGAGUUGGAGCAUCCAGAUAUGCAAACUGCCCCUAAACUUAGUGAAUGUGGGGAGGAUCUCCCGGUUUCCCAGGUUAGCCGUCUAAAUACGAUCAUCAACAGUGCCCUGGAAGGAUCACCAAGGAACAGUGGUGGUCAUAACUCCUCCUACAUUAACAAUAUGAAGUGUUCCUUUGGUGGCACACACUCUCCACAGCACCCAGUUUGCUCCAGUAGUCCUCCCCUACAUGUGAAUAUUUCAGAGUUGCAUGCAGAGUAUUCAGACUCCAGUUUUGAAAACGGUACAGGCUGUAAUAAAUGUGACUCCAAGUGUGCUGAAGACGAUUCUCUGAAACGGCAUAUGCUUCAGGUUGACGGCGAUAAGCCAUACAAGUGUGACCACUGCCAGGCGGCUUUCCGCUACAAAGGGAACCUCGCCAGCCAUAAAACGGUGCACACAGGAGAGAAGCCCUAUCGUUGUCACAUUUGUGGUGCUCAGUUCAACAGACCUGCCAACCUGAAGACUCACACACGCAUUCACUCAGGAGAAAAGCCAUACAAGUGUGAGACAUGUGGCGCUCGCUUUGUACAGGUGGCUCACCUUCGUGCCCAUGUGCUCAUCCAUACGGGAGAGAAACCGUACCCCUGUGAGAUCUGUGGCACACGCUUUCGUCACUUACAGACCCUCAAGAGCCACUUGCGUAUACACACUGGAGAAAAGCCCUAUCAUUGUGAGAAAUGCAAUUUGCACUUUCGCCACAAGAGUCAGUUGAGACUGCAUCUCCGGCAGAAGCAUGGAGCCAUCACCAACACCAAGGUCCAAUACCGCAUUUCUACUACAGAGCUGCAAAACUGAGGUGACCAAGACUUGCUGAGCCAGUCCAGAACUGCAGUGCCACACUGGAAACUGGGGCAGUUGCCACCAUCUGAAACGGGUUGACUCUACAUGUGAAUAUAGAGCCACAUAUGAUCAAUUAGUCACUUUAUGACCUGUAUUAUGUUUUGAGUAUUUAUAAGCUUUGGAGUAUGCAAAGCUUUAUUUUACGGAGAAAAGAAGGAAUGUAAAUGAAAUUUUUGAGAAUUGUUUUAUAUCAGAGAACACAUUUCUGAAUCUAUGCUUUAUCGAAUGGUUAAUAUUUUAAGAAAAUAGUAUUCCUUGUAAAGCUGUAAAAUACAGGUGUACAUUUUAUAUAUAAAUAUACAUCAUGUAUAAUGGCCUUUUUCAUUGGGUGGAAAAAAUGUUGCCAGACCCAGUAAUUUCUCUGAUUUUUGGUAAUUAAGCUGAUAAUGAGAGAAUCUUUACUGUUUGAUUCUUCAGGCAGGCAAUAUCUGUUGCCAACUAACCAUUCAUGAAUAAGGCAAAAACUUGAGUGUCGAUAGAUAAAUGGACAGAUGAAAGAAAAAAAAAUACGAAUUGCAUCAGGCUGAACUCUGCAGGCAGAGCCAAUCUGAAAUUUAAAAUGAUGAUUUUUAAGGUACUGCUUCUGUAUGACCAACAGAAUAUUUCAAUGUUUGUGAUUUUUGUUUUUGGAAAAUGGAUAUUUACGGUAUUGUAACUGCUCUGUUAGGCUGUAACAUUUUUCAUACGUACACUGUGCUCUCAAAGUGCCUUUUCCCACUGAUGUGACCAGUUCCCAUUCAGCCUAGUUCUAUCAAGGUAUAAAUCCAGAACAGCAUUUGUCCUGUUUGUGACUGUUUUUGAUGUCCCCCACCACCAUCACCAACAUUAAUAAAUUUCAAUGCUUAUGCUGUGACUUUUUUUUUUUCGUGUGUGUGUAAAUUGCAUUAGGACUAUAUAAUGUAAAAUAGUUGUGUGAAUAUAAAAUAAAGAUGUAUUUGUAUGUA